Penaeus chinensis is the source of this 1979-nucleotide messenger RNA. RefSeq lists its product as uncharacterized. The record is from RefSeq and is a predicted model, not a curated record. The coding region runs from base 108 to 1745 and encodes 545 amino acids. Gene Ontology annotation, biological process: pseudouridine synthesis; regulation of MAP kinase activity; protein dephosphorylation. Lineage: Eukaryota; Metazoa; Arthropoda; Malacostraca; Decapoda; Penaeidae. Gene Ontology annotation, cellular component: cytoplasm. Gene Ontology annotation, molecular function: RNA binding; pseudouridine synthase activity; JUN kinase phosphatase activity. The transcript is spliced from 9 exons.
CUUCGCCCAAAGUAAAACAACAACAACAACAACAUCAUCACGCCGAUGGUUGCAAACUUUCGCACUUUUCAACACACGUUGCAUAAGCGCAUUUUUGGCACCGUCUCAUGAGGAGGUUCCUGCUGACCGUGGGUUACUGUGGCACCAAUCUCAGGGGUGUUCAGAAACAGGUGGAUGAAGGAGUGAGUGGUAAGGCAUGCAGUGUGCAUGGAUUGCUGGAGAAUGCCUUAGUCCACCUGCGUCCAGCCAACCACCCAGAACUUUAUAUCUCAAGUCGCACAGAUGCCGGUGUCCACGCGCUCUGUAAUACUCUACAUGUGGACUUAAAACGCUCACCCUAUCAGCCUCCGUUCGAACCCGAAUACAUCACUAUUGGUGUAAAUCGCUUUUUCCAGAAGACAAAAACUGACAUCAGAGUUCACCGAACUGUUCACGUUCCUCCUACUUUUCACGCGAGAUUUGACGCAAGUGGAAGAACAUACCUGUACCGUCUAGCCGUCAUCAAACCCGAGGCAGACUUGUCCCAAUGCCAGUCACUCAGUUUCGAUGCUUUGAUACCUAUUGGAGAGCUACAUAGGUGCUAUCUUGUGAAGUCACCGUUUGACGUGGAGAAGGUGAGGGAGGCGUGUCGGACCCUUCAGGGCAGCCACGACUUUGCCACCUUUGCUGGGAAGAUUGGGUCUGGGGUGGACACGAAGCGCAACCUCAGUCAGAUCACAGUCACACAGGGUCGACCUCUUCUGGAUCCAGCCUUUGAGCCUCUUUAUGACAAUCUUCAGUUCUUGGACAUCAUUGUGAAGUCCAGGUCUUUCUUGUACAGACAGGUACGGAGGACAGUGGGUGUGCUGGUGGCUUUGGGCCAGGGGCGAAUUUCCUUUGAUGACUUUCAUCGAAUGUUAAGCACUCCUAGUCGUGACAGCUGGCCAUCAAGAGCCGUCACUGCACCAGCUGCGGGACUAUACCUUGUCAACGUGCAUUACCCUCCAGAGGCCUUGUGUUUCCCUUACCCUGACUUCAGUGCUGUUGAAAGCUGGGAAGGAGAUAAGGAACUAAUUUUUAUUACUAAGCAAUCUCUUGUCAAGUCUAGUCCAAAGGGUAUUAGGAUUGUAGUUGAAAGUAAGAAAAUCUUUCACAAAAUGUCCAGCUUAGCUCAGCAGUUAGAGGCCAAGCGCACAAACUUGCGACACACGCAGACACAAGUGACCACACCAGAUGGCCAGUCCAAGAUUGAAGACAUUCGCUCAGAUGGGACUCAUGUUGUCAGAAUGUUGGCACCUCUUAGCCCAGGGUUUGUGGUCGAUACAAAGCCUGACUUGAGAUAUUCCCCCAUCCUGACAAAGCUAAUCUUGGGGUCACAGGAUGUUGCUCAUGACCUGGACCUUCUCCAUAAAAACAAGGUGACUCACAUAUUGAAUGUUGCAACUGGGGUUAUAAAUCUCUUUGAGGGCUGGUUUACAUACAAAACAAAGGAGGCUUAUGACACCCCAACCUGCCAAAUAAUUAACAUUUUUGAUGAGUGUUGUGAGUUCAUCCACGAUGCUAUAAUGUCUGGAGGUUGUGUACUUGUACACUGUAAUGCUGGUGUAUCUCGUGCUGCAUCUAUUGUAAUUGCUUAUUUGAUGAAGCACUAUGGCAUGAAUUAUGAUGAAGCUUACAGGUUUGUGAAGUCCAAGAGAUCUUUCAUUCGCCCAAAUGUAGGUUUUGUUGAGCAGUUGAAAGAGUAUGAAGCAAAAUUGUCAAAAUGACAAAAAGCAAAGGCUGUGCCAAAGAAACCUAGGCUCCUACUCUACUGAGCAUGUUUUGUUACUAUUCCUUCCUUUAAACCUGUGCUGUGUAAACCUAAUUGAGUUAACUCUGUAUUUUACCCUUUUUCAGACUUUAUUGCGGGUAUUCUGAUGGUCCUGCUGGUAUUAACAGAUGCAAUCUAGAGAACGUCAAGUAAAGGGACAUUUCUGUAGUUCAAACUGUCUAAAAUAAAG